AUCCAACUUAGAAUCCAGCUUUACUCCAACGUUGUACACCAGAUAACCUGUAACCACGAUGUCGAAGUCCGGCCACGUUACCGCAAAGAUCAACGGCAUAAUCAUUGCCGCCUCUGAAAAGUACGAGGUCGUUGAGUCGAACAUAUACUUUCCGCCGGAGAGCCUGAAAACCGCCCACUUCACGGAGACUAAAACCACCACGUUUUGUCCCUGGAAAGGGAUAGCGUCAUACUACACUAUCAAGGUCGGAGACGAAGUGUUGGAAGAUGCCGCUUGGUACUAUCCCGAUCCGAAAGAGAAGGCGCUGAGUAUCAAAGGAUAUGUCGCUUUCUACAAAUCGAAGGUAGAAAUUGAUGGCGCAUAGAGGGCCCAAGAUGGGAGGCGGUUCAUAAAGGAGGAAGUAAGGAAAAGCAAAAAGUAUCUGAAAUAGAAGCCAUACUAAAGCGGCAGCAGGGCAAGCAUAGAUUGCCGGCCAUGGAUCAGACUAGGAGACCACAUAGUGAAGUAGAUGAAAGAAAUCGUUGAACCC
Messenger RNA from Eremomyces bilateralis CBS 781.70, 529 nucleotides. RefSeq names its product DUF427-domain-containing protein. Bases 59 to 364 code for a protein of 101 amino acids. Lineage: Eukaryota; Fungi; Ascomycota; Dothideomycetes; Eremomycetales; Eremomycetaceae. The record is from RefSeq and is a predicted model, not a curated record. The transcript is spliced from 2 exons.